Molecule: messenger RNA, 2835 nt
Organism: Hemibagrus wyckioides
Lineage: Eukaryota; Metazoa; Chordata; Actinopteri; Siluriformes; Bagridae
Gene: orai2
Product: ORAI calcium release-activated calcium modulator 2
Exons: 4
Coding region: 388-1230 (280 amino acids)
Biological process (GO): store-operated calcium entry
Cellular component (GO): membrane
Molecular function (GO): store-operated calcium channel activity
Source: RefSeq, a predicted model, not a curated record
UCUCGACUGGGAUGGUCGGGCUGGGUGUCUAUUAGUCAUAAUAAUUCUACGUAGGGCGCAAAGGAAUUAUACAAUGUCGUAAACUAUAGAGAGCAUGUGUAGGAGUGAAGGAUGUAUUUGGGACGCAGCCGAUGUCUGUAUUAAAUGUUAAUAAAGGUGUAUGUUCUAUAGAUUUGUAGCGUCACUUAUCACUCCGUGCCCGGAAAUUACUGAUUACCUCAAGUUGAUAAAGAGCCUUGUUUGUUUGUCUGUUUGUAAAGCAAAAAUGUAAAAGCAGACAUUAUUAUAAGGCAUCUAGCUUGUGAUGGUUCUUUUUUAUUCCUUUCUGACGUGGCGAGUGUUAUGGGAAAGCGUCUCUCUGACAGCUGACUAAACGUGAGAUGUGCAAUGAACGCUAUCCAUAAAGGAGGCGAAACCCAGCCGUUGGCCAUGAACAGCGAACUCAAUGUUCCCAUGGCUCCGUCCACAACCGGGAUGUCCGAUCGGCUCCAGGACGGUGGAGGGAUGGAUUAUCGGGACUGGGUCCGGCGUAGCUAUCUGGAGCUGGUGACCUCCAACCAUCACUCUGUGCAGGCACUCUCCUGGAGGAAGCUCUACCUGAGUAGGGCCAAGCUCAAAGCGUCAAGCCGCACGUCCGCCUUGCUGUCCGGCUUCGCCAUGGUAGCCAUGGUGGAAGUGCAGUUGGAGGUGCAGUACAACUACCCGCGUGCUCUGCUUGUGGGCUUCAGCGUGUGCACUACAGUGCUGGUGGCUGUUCACCUGUUUGCGCUGCUCAUCAGCACGUGCAUCCUGCCCAACGUGGAGGCAGUCAGCAACAUCCACAACCUGAACUCAGUGUGCGAGUCACCGCACGAGCGCAUGCACCACUACAUCGAGUUGGCCUGGGGCUUCUCGACGGCCCUCGGCAUCUUGCUUUUCCUCGCCGAAGUUGUGCUGCUGUGCUGGAUCAAGUUCCUGCCUGUGGACUCUGGGACGAUUUCUAAACCAGGGGCGGAGGGACCACCUGUGUCGACAGUGCCUGUCCCUGAGCCGGGCCACAGCGGGUGGCAGGCUGCUCUCGCUUCUACUAUCAUCAUGGUGCCUGUGGGGCUCAUCUUCGUCAUAUUCACUGUGCACUUCUAUCGCUCGCUGGUGCGCCACAAGACCAAGCGCCAUGACCAGGAGAUCGAAGAGCUGCACAAGAUCAAGGUGCAGCUGGAUGGCCACGAGCGUGGCCUACAAGCCGUCUGAUCUUCAGUAUCUUCAGGGAUUUUUUUUUUUGCUUCUUAGUGGUCACCCUAUCUUAACGCCUAUAUGCACCUUUGCUAGUUGUCAAUUUUUUUCCCUGCAUUUUUCUUUUUUUAAAAACAAACGCAACAAAUCGUAUGUGGCCUGUUUACAGAAUUGCACCAAGGGCUUUUUUUCUGCUUGAUUUUUCUAAUGAGUUUCUGUCAGAUUCUGUUGCCAUGCUUCAAAACCCAAAUGACGCGCAAUAGGAGCAGUACCAUCUAUAAUUUACUCUUCACUUCCCCUUUUUGCUAGCUAUGUGGUGUUUUAUACAGGGGUGGACAUGUCAUACUAACAUAAUGCUAAAUUACGAGAUGUGAAUGAUUUAAAUCAUGUAUCACAAUAUGUUUAAAACCAAUAUAAGCUAAAGGUCACCGAAAACAAUGAACGUGAAAUGUCCUAGCACCGAGCUACUGAUUUGUCCACCCCUGUUUGUUAGAGGUCUGUCACAACCGAUCCCAGAUCAAGUAUGUGAUACAAAGAACACAGGAGUUCCCGUUACAGUGAGCAGUAAAGCUGUGUAGGCUCACAGCCGAAGUGCAUCAGAUAUGCAACAAUGUGUGUGGUUCUUGUUUUGCGAACAAUGUAGUGUUACGUCUAUAACGUUUUUUGUUUCGCUUUUUUAACACAGAGGCGUCUUCACCCUUUACAUUGUGUCAAAGUUCAGCAGUCCCAUGUUGGUCUUUUAAAUAACUUUAUAGAAUCAUUUCAUAACAACUGAUAUGCUUAGUCUUAAUCUCUUAACCGUUACAAAAAAUAGUGCACAUUUCAGUAUUUCUAAAGCAGUCUGUUUGAAGCACAAAGCAGAAUCUUAAUGUAGUGUGGUUUUCAAAUGUGAGAGAGAGAGAGACACAGUGUUUGUGUCAGUUUGCAUUACAAGUGGUUUACAUUAGAAAAAUGUUUGUGCCCAGCGUCUUAUACUGACUGAACAGUCCCAUGUCCCAACUGCUGCUACUUAUCACUUCAGAGACGCGACUGGGCCCGGCGACACCAAGCUCAUCUUCAUCCCCUACGCUCAAGAUGCUUUCUCUGAACUUUUACUUAACAGAAAGACACGAGGACAACAUUCCAAAGUGUUUUUUGACCAACAACUGCCUGCCUUAUCUCAAAAACGAGACGUAGAAAGUGCACUUGUAGUGUAACGGACGACGAGUAGAUGUGUCGUGUUUCCCAAACCAACGAUUACGAUACGAUACGAUACGAUACGUGUCACAACAGAAAUAUGUGCGUCCUUCACUUGUCGGGAUUGUAACUGUAGGGUGUUUAUCAAUGCACAAACUAACAUUUAUGUACUCUAUCCAUUGAUAUUAAAACUGUACAUAUCACUUGAUGUCCACUUAGUGCCAAAGGCCCUGAAGAGGAAACAUUGACCAAAAUUAAAAAAAAGCAGUAAACAUCACUAAAAAUCUUCACGUGAUUUUAGACGUCCUUGUCAAAGUGGACACGUCUUCUUCUCAUGCACAAUCUAUAACGAAUGUCUUGUCACGUUGCAUGUCUGUUUUACAUUCAGUCAAAAAAACCUGUAUGUUAAUUUAUGUCGAAUAAACACCUUAUUUUGUUUACUUUCUA